AUGCAUACAGUACGAUUUACGGCAGAAGGCAAGUUUGCCGGAAGAGGUGAUACAUUAAUGAGCAGGGAUGAAAAGCCACCGAAGCUUCCCAGUGCAGAAUCUUUUAAGCUUGCAAACAUUAUCAAUCAUUUGGACAAUUCUGCAGAAAUACGACAGCAAAUUGUGGAUUCAAUAUUAGAAAUAAAUGCGAAUUACACGAAGGAUGUGGAUAGCCAGGUGGGAACGAUCAAAAAAAUAGAAAAGGAGGAGAUAUAUGAUAAAUUGGAAAACAUUCGGACAAGCUAUGAAUCUUUAAAAAAGUCGCUACCCAACGAACAAGAAAGAAGAAAGAGGGUGAUGGGCCAGAUUAAAGAGGAUCUAGGCGAUAUAAAUGAUCAGCUUGUAGAAGUAUCACAGCGUAUGGAACGUUACUUGGGCCAAUUGAAGAGUUUUGAGGGUAAAGUGCCGUUAAAGGAUCGACUACUUGAUUUAAGAAGUCCGAACAGAGACCAGUAUCAGACAUUGUUUCUGUACAGCAUGAGAGAAGAAAUCGAAAGGGAGAAUGAACGUAGAAAAAAGGAAAAAGACGAGGAAGCUCGGAUAAUUGAGGAAGAACGAGCCAAGUUAAAGAUACAAGGAUUUCAUUACAAUGAAGGUAAGAACAACAUUGGUUGCGACAUCAAAGCCAAAGAUAGCAUAUCUGCAUCCCCGGUGAAAAUGAGACAGUAUCUUUCUGUCGAAAGCGAUUUGAAUGAGGUGCAGAACAAUAAGAGUUCAGGGUUCAGCAAUCCAAUUCGUCUAAUAUCCAACGAGUCACCAGUGGUAGGUGUUAGCAAUGAAGUUGUUAGUGGGAACACCACUGGAACAUCUCAGAAAAUACACUGGAAGGGGAAAUUCGAGAAGAUGAUGAAGACCGAUUAA
Brettanomyces bruxellensis is the source of this 900-nucleotide messenger RNA. RefSeq lists its product as uncharacterized. The transcript has a single exon. The record is from RefSeq and is a predicted model, not a curated record. Lineage: Eukaryota; Fungi; Ascomycota; Pichiomycetes; Pichiales; Pichiaceae. The coding region runs from base 1 to 900 and encodes 299 amino acids.